Molecule: messenger RNA, 2818 nt
Organism: Notechis scutatus (mainland tiger snake)
Lineage: Eukaryota; Metazoa; Chordata; Lepidosauria; Squamata; Elapidae
Gene: SLC9A4
Product: solute carrier family 9 member A4
Biological process (GO): potassium ion transmembrane transport; sodium ion import across plasma membrane; proton transmembrane transport
Cellular component (GO): plasma membrane
Molecular function (GO): sodium:proton antiporter activity; potassium:proton antiporter activity
Source: RefSeq, a predicted model, not a curated record
AUAGUCUCGGACCAAUAAUUGUACCACUAGCCAUAAAAUUGUAUUGUUUCUUUCCUUCCAAAUGGAGUGAAAGGCUUCAAUUAAAAGCUGUGGCAGCGGAACGUUACAAAAUAUUGAAAAUAAAAUUUAGAAGAAUGAGUUUGAGAAGACCAAGCAACAAGACAGGAAAGUCUACAUAAAGCUGGAACAAUCCUAAAGACUCUGACUUAAAAUGGAAUUUAGCAAAGAUAAAGCAGGUUUAAGAUUUCAGUCUUGAAGACGUCGCAUACAUAAAAUUCUUCUCACCAUGGCUGUUAAGACAUUUGGAUGUCCAAAUGUUUUUAGCUGCUUGUUGCUGCUAACCAGCCUAGAUAGUUAUUUUGCUGCUGGAGACCUGUCUUUGCAACAUUUUCAUACAAAUUCUAGUGCUUCAUAUAAAGCUGACCCCUUUGAUGGGACAGAAUCAGGACGAGAUGAGAGGCUACAUAUUUUCACCUUGGACUAUGAAUAUGUGCAAAUACCAUACGAAGUUACACUUUGGAUUCUCUUGGCUUCUCUUGCAAAAAUAGGUUUCCAUCUCUACCAUCGUCUUCCACACUUCAUGCCAGAAAACUGUGUCCACAUUGCCAUGGGUGUUUUGGUUGGUGGGAUUAUUUUUGGCACCAAGCACAAAUCUCCACCAGUUAUGACUACCAGCAUUUAUUUCUUAUACCUCCUUCCUCCCAUUAUCCUUGAAGGAGGCUAUUUUAUGUCCACCCGUCCCUUUUUUGAAAACUUUGGUUCAAUUCUUUGGUGGUCUGCAAUGGGCUCCCUCAUAAAUUCCUUUGGCAUUGGAUUGUCACUUUAUGGAAUUUGCCAGAUCACCCCUUUUGGCCUCAAGGAUGUGAGCCUGCUUGACAGCCUGUUAUUUGGCAGCAUGGUCUCAGCAGUGGAUCCAACAGCUGUCUUAACUGUCUUUGAAGAGAUGUCUGUCAACGAACAACUUUACAUGAUGAUAUUUGGAGAAUCCUUAUUAAAUGAUGGGAUAACUGUAGUCCUAUACAAUAUAUUCAUUGACUUUACCCAGAUGCAUAAAUAUGAAACAAUUGAAUCUGUUGACAUUCUAGCUGGCUGCGCUCGCUUUUUUGUAGUCAGUCUUGGAGGGCUGCUGUUUGGCAUCGUCUUUGGAUUUGUGGCAGCUUUUAUGACUCGAUUCACCCAAAACAUUUCUGCCAUUGAACCUCUCUUGGUCUUCAUGUUCAGUUACCUGUCCUAUUUAACCGCGGAAAUACUUUACAUAUCUGGCAUCUUGGCGAUUACAGCAUGUGCAGUGACAAUGAAGAAAUAUGUGGAAGCCAAUAUUUCUCAAAAUUCCUAUAUAACCAUAAAAUACUUCAUGAAAAUGCUGAGCAGUAUCAGCGAGACCCUGAUCUUCGUGUUCAUGGGAGUGUCUACAAUUGGUCGGAACCAUGAGUGGAACUGGGCUUUCAUUGGCUUCACCCUGCUUUUCUGCAUGCUUUGGAGAGCACUAAGUGUGUUCUUUCUGUUCUCUAUUUGCAACAAGUUCCGCACUUACAAAUUUACUCUCAAGGAUCAACUUAUUGUUACCUAUAGUGGGCUAAGAGGAGCCAGCAGCUUCUCCCUUGCGUUUUUGCUUCCUACAACCCUCUUUCCUAAAAAGAAGAUGUUUAUCACAUCUACUAUUGUAGUGAUAUACUUUACUGUUUUCAUUCAGGGAAUCACCAUUAGACCUCUGGUAAAAUACCUAGAUGUUAAGAAGACCAAUAAAAAAGAAUCAAUAAAUGAAGAAAUUCAUAUGCGAUUGAUGGAUCAUUUAAAAGCUGGAAUUGAAGAUAUAUGUGGACACUGGAGCCAUUAUCAACUGAGAGACAAAUUUAAGAGGUUUGACAAUAAUUUUCUGAAGAAGAUACUACUGCACAAACAACAGCCUAAAUCCAGCCUUGUAUCUUUAUAUAAGAAACUGGAAAUCAGACAAGUCAUUGAAAUGGUAGAAAGUGGGAGCAUGACACCUACGACUUCCAAAUCAUCUUCUCUGAGGUGCAGGAAGGAAAGAAUACAGAAACUUUCCCCUAAAGAUGUGGAAUCUAUGCAGAACAUGCUGGCACAUAAUCUGUAUCAAGUGAGGCAAAGGACACUAUCGUACAACAGGUAUAACCUUGACCCUGAAACAAGUGAAAAGCAAGCGAAAGAAAUACUUAUCCGACAUCGAUGCAGCAUGCGGCAGACCACAAGGAAAGGUCAUAGCUUACCAUGGGGAGGGCAGGCUGCCAGUAAAAGCCUACGUUAUUUAUCCCUACCCUUUGGUAAUUCUCAACCAAUGAGAAGAACAACCAGGAUGAACGAUGAUGAUCAAACAGGGUAUGGUAGCAGUGAUUCCGAAUCUGUCUUCAUGAUGCAUAAUUCAGAGGCUGGACCAAGGUCACCUCAGAAGAAACACCGUCAGCAGAAGGAAUUUCUCCCAAUGGAGCAAAUGCAUUCACGAACUAAACCAGCCAGUUUUACAAGGCAGAAAAGAACAAAUCAACAGGAUCAGCGAGCCAGAAUACAAAAACCACUUUUAGCCCCGAAGCCUCAACUUAAUGCUGUUCUUGAAACUGAUACUCAGUAACUUGAGUCAGAGGAUGAGGUCAACAGGGCCUCAUGCCCUACAGCACCUGUUGUUGUAUGGGCAGGAGAAACCAGAGGCAAAAACCAUGUUUAUCAGUCCAAAAGACACUUUACUCAAAGAAAAAAAUGAAUCCUCACCUUCACUGCAUGCUAUGAUGACAAUUUUCAUGCCAAAUGUUUCAUAAAUUGUUGGAAACUUCUAAAUGGAAAAUUUAUGUAUUCUUAGAUGCUC